This is a messenger RNA of Linum trigynum, 2803 nucleotides long. Lineage: Eukaryota; Viridiplantae; Streptophyta; Magnoliopsida; Malpighiales; Linaceae. The record is from the annotation of a GenBank genome assembly.
CUCCUCCGCCCAGACGAAUGGAACACGCAUGCAAAGAGGGCACAAUUCGAGUUAGGGUUCCGAUUCUUAUUCCGGGCGAAAGCCGCUGAAGCAAUCAGCUGAAUUCCCGGCGAAUGUUUCAACAGAAGCCUCCCUAGAUGUUUAGCGUUCAAUUCACCAGGUAGGAAACUGUGAAUAUGGUUUCUUUCUUGCUUGCUUUUUUUAAUUUGUUUAUUUGAUUGCAUUUUGUGGGUUUGUGAAUCUGAGCAUUCUCUGCAUAAAUAAUAGGUAAUAAUCAUUCUUACACUUAAAACCUCUUCUCUCCCGCAUUUCAAUUGAUCAACGGAAGCGGCACGCAUAGGAAUGGCAUCAACGGCAACGACAUUGGCGGUCCGUUCAUCGGUCUAUAGAAUCGGCUUCGAGAACACAGUACUUAUUUCCGACGAAAUCCAUAGAAGCAGUGUGCCAUUCAAGAAUCAGAUGAAUACCCGGCGAAUGGUUGAACAGAAGCCUCCCCGGGUAAUUCAUUAUGGCACAUUAACCAUAAAUGGACUGAUUCGGCUAACUAUAAAUGGACUGAUUAGGCAAACUGAAUCAAAAGGACUCCUUGAGAAUCAUGUACUAGCGAAGCUUCUUUUAAGCAAAAGCACAAUCAGGUUAUAGAAGUUUAUUAUUAUAAAGGUAUAUAUAUUUAUAGUAGUUUUAUUUGUAUAGGAAGUUGUACAAGCAUAUUCCGUAUAAGUUUUGUGAAUUAGUUUUCCUUUCCAACAAAGGAUUUUAGACCACAGAGACAACUAUAAGGUGUAUAUAAAUCGUCUCUUUGUACCUAGGGUAUUCUUCUUACUAAUUAUCUCAUUGUAGCACUACAGCAUAUUGGCUCGAUGAAGCUCAUCAGUGAACUAACGCUUGGUGAUUCCUCUACAGUAAUCAAAGUCCGCGUGCUCCACGCUUGGUGUUCAACAAAUCCAUCAUUCCCUCGCAAGGUGUUCGAUUAUGGAACAUUGUGGACAGAUGAAACUGUAAUGUGCUGUUAAGAAGGGGACACAUCUUGCUCAACUAAUACAAGAGGCGGCUCUUAUAGUUUGGGAUGAAGCUCCAAUGACACAUCAAUUCUCUUUUGAGGCAAUGGAUCAAACAUUUUGUGACAUCAUGAACACCCCAUCGAGUGGAGAGGGUUACAAGCCUUUUGGGGGAAGUGCAUUCUUUUGGGUGGCGAUUUCAGGCAAACGUUACCUAUUGUUGUUGAUGGGGGCCGCGAACAAAGUAUUGAUUCUUCUCUAAUAAGAUCGCAUCUCUGGCCACACUUCAAGGUCUUGCCUUUGACAGUCAACAUGAGAAUCAACUCAAACCCAAACAACCUUCUACCACUAUAUGAAGGGAGAACAUUUCAAGACUGGGUGUUGGCUAUUGGCAAUGGAACGAUCAAGCAAACAAGUGAAACAACAUUUGAAUCAUCUACUUUCACAGACUGGAUCCAACUACCAGAUAAAUUUCUCAUCCCUCAUACAGGAAACAAGAUUGAAGCAAUUACUGAUGCCGUUUAUAAUGAUUUUAUGGCUAACUAUGAAGAUACCGGAUAUAUUCAGAAUCGAGCUAUAGUAACGCCUACAAAUCGCAUGGUUUCAGAGAUUAAUGCCUAUAUGCUAGAUAAACUCAAGGGUCGAGCCACGACAUACAACAGUUCUGAUUCCCUCGAAGGUGACACAGCAAACAAGAGUAACUUAGAAGAAGAAUAUCCAACUGAAUUCUUGAAUAGCUUAUCAUUCAACGGUGUGCCAGAACAUGAAAUACAAUUGAAGGUCUCAACUCCAGUGAUCCUUCUUCGUAUUCUGAAUCCAUCUAUUGGCCUUUGCAACGGGACAAGGAUCAUGAUAACACAUUUGGGUGAAAAUGUGAUUCGAGGUGAUAUUAUUGGAGGAUCAUAUGACAAGACAACAGUUGCUAUUCCUAGAAUUGUGCUCAAUGUAACUCAACAUCGCUAGCCAUUCAUCUUAAAGAGGAGACAGUUUCCAAUCAGGUUGUGCUAUGCAAUGACUAUAAACAAGAGUCAAGGACAAAGCCUCGAUAUAGCGGGUGUUUACUUACCAAAGCCGGUGUUCAGUCAUGGACAACUAUACGUAGCUGUUUCACGAGUUCGAUCGGCUGAUGGUCUGCAUAUACUGGUUGACAAUGACGGAGAAAUUCCACCAUACUACACCAGAAAUAUAGUAUAUGAAGAAACCUUUUUGGAUGUCAAUGCAACAACUGAGUCUCAUACAGGUGAUCAAUUAAGUUUCUAUCAUCAAAAUAAUAGCAACCAUAUAAUUACUACUAUGCUUGCUUACGUACUACAGCUAACCAAAACAUAUACUCCUAUUGCAGAAGCCAUGGAAAUUGAUAGGGACGAGCUCAGACAGUAACCAGCAUGAAAAUGAGCUACUAUCAUAAUCUCCAAACGUUUUCACAUUGUAUUUGGUUGUUAAUUAGACAUGUCUGUGUUAUGUUCUGCUAUUGAAAAACCAAUCUAUAUGAUUUUUUCAUAGCCAUAUCUCCCUAUGCUAUUAACCACUUGAGAAUUGCCAAACAUCAAUUUUGAUUUAAUCAGCGGCUGUUUUGCACCAAUAGUGAGUCCUUUAGGGGGUGAGGCAUUGCUGGCUCCUACUAAUAUUGCUGAGAGUUUCUGAAUUGUGAUCUUUGUUUAGAGGACAACAACUACGGGAUUUGUUUGAGCUGGGAUGCAAUGACGAGCAGAAUAAGAAACACUUCCGUAGGGAAAGGGAUUGACAGUUUUGGACUUUAUUUGUUUCAUGAUCAUUUGUCUUAAGGAUAAAACUAUGCUUAACUA